This is a messenger RNA of Lipotes vexillifer (Yangtze River dolphin), 2356 nucleotides long. It is a transcript of the gene KCNK3, whose product is annotated as potassium two pore domain channel subfamily K member 3. Lineage: Eukaryota; Metazoa; Chordata; Mammalia; Artiodactyla; Lipotidae. Gene Ontology annotation, molecular function: open rectifier potassium channel activity; potassium ion leak channel activity; outward rectifier potassium channel activity. Gene Ontology annotation, cellular component: plasma membrane. The transcript has 2 exons. Gene Ontology annotation, biological process: potassium ion transmembrane transport; stabilization of membrane potential. Bases 156 to 1364 code for a protein of 402 amino acids. The record is from RefSeq and is a predicted model, not a curated record.
GGCGGCGACGGCGGGCCGGCGCGGAGUGGGUGCCCGGCGCGGGGAGCAGCGAGCGCAGCCAUGCCCCAGGCCGCCUCCGGGGCAGCAGCAGCGGCGGCCGGGGCCGGGGCGCGGGCCGGGGGCGCCGGGGGGCCAGCGGCGGCCCGGGCGGGACGAUGAAGCGGCAGAACGUGCGCACGCUGGCGCUCAUCGUGUGCACAUUCACCUACCUGCUGGUGGGCGCCGCGGUCUUCGACGCGCUCGAGUCGGAGCCAGAGAUGAUCGAGCGGCAGCGGCUGGAGCUGCGGCAGCAGGAGCUGCGGGCGCGCUACAACCUCAGCCAGGGCGGCUACGAGGAGCUCGAGCGCGUCGUGCUGCGCCUCAAGCCGCACAAGGCCGGCGUGCAGUGGCGCUUCGCCGGCUCCUUCUACUUCGCCAUCACCGUCAUCACCACCAUCGGCUACGGCCACGCAGCGCCCAGCACCGACGGCGGCAAGGUGUUCUGCAUGUUCUACGCGCUGCUGGGCAUCCCGCUCACGCUGGUCAUGUUCCAGAGCCUGGGCGAGCGCAUCAACACCUUCGUCAAGUACCUGCUGCACCGCGCCAAGAGGGGGCUGGGCAUGCGGCGCGCGGACGUGUCCAUGGCCAACAUGGUGCUCAUCGGCUUCUUCUCGUGCAUUAGCACGCUGUGCAUCGGCGCCGCCGCCUUCUCCUACUACGAGCACUGGACCUUCUUCCAGGCCUAUUACUAUUGCUUCAUCACGCUCACCACUAUCGGCUUCGGCGACUACGUGGCGCUGCAGAAGGACCAGGCGCUGCAGACGCAGCCGCAGUACGUGGCCUUCAGCUUCGUCUACAUCCUCACGGGCCUCACCGUCAUCGGCGCCUUCCUCAACCUCGUGGUGCUGCGCUUCAUGACCAUGAACGCCGAGGACGAGAAGCGCGACGCCGAGCACCGCGCGCUGCUCACGCGCAACGGGCAGGCGGGCGGCGGCGCGGGCGGCGCGGGCGGCGCGGGCGGCAGCGCGCACACCACGGACACCGCCUCGUCCACGGCUGCGGCAGGCGGCGGCGGCGGCGGCGGCUUCCGCAACGUCUACGCCGAGGUGCUGCACUUCCAGUCCAUGUGCUCGUGCCUCUGGUACAAGAGCCGCGAGAAGCUGCAGUACUCCAUCCCCAUGAUCAUCCCGCGGGACCUCUCCACGUCCGACACGUGCGUCGAGCAGAGCCACUCGUCGCCGGGAGGCGGCGGCCGCUACAGCGACACGCCCUCGCACCGCUGCCUCUGCAGCGGGGCGCAGCGCUCAGCCAUCAGCUCCGUGUCUACGGGCCUGCACAGCCUGUCCACCUUCCGCAGCCUCAUGAAGCGCAGGAGCUCUGUGUGAACGCCUUGCGGGGCCUGGAGCACCUGGGAGCACGGGCGGGGCGGGGGGCUCCUGCCCGGAGGAGCAGCGGGGUCGGCGAAGAGACCGCCCCAGCCGCCUUUGGCGCCCCUACACCCCUCACCACCCUCCCCCCGCCCCCCAUCUCCGACUGUGCCUGCUUGCAUCAGCCGGCAGGAGCCGGGGCUCUGAGGACCCCUGGAGCCCGCAUCUGCGCCCUGCAAAUUCCGAGAAAUGUGAAACUUGUGGGGGGGGGGGUCGGGGAGGGAAGGCAGAAGCUGGGAGCCUCCCAUCCCUUUGGAAAAAUAAGGAGCUCCUCAGUUCGCAGAGGCCCUGCUGGUAACCAGACCAUCACCCCUCCCCCUGUCCCUUACGGAGGGAACUUCGUGUUCCGUGUAAGUUUGCAUCUCUAUUUAUACCUCUGUCCUGCCAGGUCUCCCACGUUCCCUUGGCUCCAAAAGUCAGGGUGUCUUUGUCGAGGUCACCCCACUCAGUCCCACUCCCCUUCCUCAUCCCCAGCUGUGUCUCCCAGUCUCCCACUACCUUUUGUGUUGUUUUGCAUGGCUUUGCAGUUAUGGAGGAAAUGGAAACCCAGCAGUCCCUAAAGCUAGUCCCCAGAGGGCAGGCAGAUGGAAGCAAGGACAGGCAGGCUGCAGAAGGGGUGGAGAAGGGAAGGGGGAGGCAGGGGCCCAACAGUCUGCAGGGUGGUCCCCUUGGUAGGUGAGAGCUAACUGGCCUCCAGUCACAUCCUCAUGUGGGGCCAGAGGGAGUCCAGCCUUCCAGACACUGCCCUUGAAAUCAAACAGAAAACUUGCUCCUUGCCAUCACUGGCCGCUGCUGCUAAUAACCAACUCUUAGAUCCGUGAAAUGAGUGUGAAAACCCUGUCCUGACUACCCAUUCGUUUGAUUCUCACCACACCCCAGUUAGGUCACCAGGGCAGGAGUUGUCAUCCCAAAUUUACAGGUGACACUGAGACCCAGACAGGUGACGUGAC